Messenger RNA from Seminavis robusta, 2155 nucleotides. The record is from the annotation of a GenBank genome assembly. Lineage: Eukaryota; Bacillariophyta; Bacillariophyceae; Naviculales; Naviculaceae.
CAACAACCAGAACAUCAUCUAUCUGAAAUUUCGUAAAGGUUUUUUUUUUUAAAGAAUAGGUCCCCAUCGUAGAGGUUGUUAGUGGUCUUCCAUUUCUAUUCCACUUCAGUGACAUUCUCUCACCCAUUCAUACAUAGAUAGAAGACCAUGUCUAGUUUCAGGUGCCAGUCUGUUUCGAGGCUACGACUGCUUGCCUUUGUACUACCGGUACUAGUGGGCGUUUCGUCUGCCAAACCACCCAAUAUUGUCUUUUUGGUCUGCGAAUCGACCGACGGCCGGACAUGGCGUGAAGGGUACCAAGACAAUGUGAUUCCCUUGCCCAACUUGCGCCAGUUGGAAGCACAGCCGGGAGGCUACAGCUUUCACCGACACUACAGCAACUCUCCCGUUUGCUGUACUUCGCGCUCGACACUAUGGAGUGGCCGUCAUGCCCACAAGAUCCCACACAUUCAGCGCCAACAACACACCGACAAGACCACGGGAAAGAAAAGCAUCCGCGAAUUGGCCGUCAAUGGGGCUUGGAACAAUUUUGAAGGUCUCCCUGUCAACUUUCAGGACCGGAUCGAUCAAAUCUUGGAACGCAGUCUCAAUUAUACGGUGAAGCUUUCGGGCAAGCGGGAUUGGACCACAGGAGGACAUACCGACAAUGUCAAGAUGAGUGCAUGGACCAUGUAUACUCGAUUCCCCUACAAUAUUCCCAAACAAGGUGGAUGGGCGGACGAGCUGCCCUAUGUCUGUGGAGACAACGGGACCGUACGAGGACCCAAUACAUCGCCGCAUUGGGAUGAUUGGAAAGCACUCAAUGAGACUGUCGAUUGGAUGAAGGACUACCGAAACAGUCAAGAGAAUGGGACCAUUGAUAAGGACAAACCAUUCUUUGUCUAUCAAGGCAUGAAUAUUGUGCACCCACCCUAUCUGACCAAUGAACACUGGUACAACAAGAUUGAUCCCAACAAAAUCAACGUCCCAGAAUGGAUUCCUCUGGAGGAGUUACAUCCAUGUGAUUUGCAAUCAUCCAUGAUGAAGGGCUGCAUUCCCCCCAUGGACAAUGACACGGCCCGGGAUUUCUUUUAUGAUUACUACCGUCGACGCAACAUUCGCAGAAUUUACUACGCCAUGAUUGCCGAGUUUGACUCAAUGGUUGGAGCCUACAUGGACACCAUCCAGCAAAUGGGUCAGGAUGUUUGGGACAAUACCAUCUUUAUUGUCACCAGUGACCACGGUGACAUGCAAAUUGAGCACCAGCAGUCGUACAAGCAAGUGCCAUAUGAUGGUAGCAGCAGUGUCCCGCUGAUCAUUAUGGACGGUCGUGUCAAACAAAAACAAAAACAAAAACAGGACAAGAACAAACAAGUGAUUGACCUUCCCACGCAACUGAUGGAUUUAUAUCCAACCAUGAUGGACAUGGCAGGUGUGCCAUCCAGUGACUAUCCCUACGACAAACUCGAUGGACACUCCUUGGUUCCACUCAUGCAGGCGUGGUCACAGAUCAUGGACCCUACAUUGCCACAAUCUGUCAGCACGACAAAACGUCCCGAUUUUAUUGUAUCCCAAUUUCACGGUAUGAACAUUGCCAUGAGUUGGUUCUUGAUUGUAAGAGUCAUGCCGUGUGCUAAGGGCGCUGCUAGCGAACAUCUGCUCCGCUCGACAACUGAAGACAAGUGUGCCUACAAACUAGUCAUUUGGGGUACUGGCAAGGAAGUUGAUUCACAACUCUUUGAUUUGACCCACGAUCCGGAUGAAAUGACCAAUCUGAUUCAGAACGACAAUUACCAAUCUAUCACGACCAUGUUGGAAGGAGAUUUGAGGUCCGUCGUCAAUUACCCAGAGGUAGCUCUGGAUGUUGCAGCCUACAACAAGGACAGCAUGAGAAAUUGGAUGGAAGUUUUGGGAGAAAAGGCAUGGCGUGAGGCCAUUCACAGGCACCAGUUGAACUGGGAUACCACCUGGGAGCAUGAUAGUGCUGGGGCUUUCGCAGCUCUUGCAGAAUGGAUCAAUUCGACCAAAGUGGAGGUUUUGCCCUGUAGGAGCGAUCUUGUUUGGCCACCCCCGCCCGGCAAAACACAGCCUGAGGAAGGAGAUGCAGGGGCCACAAUGGCUGCAUCUUAGCCAAGUAGAUUCAUCAUUCAGACUUUUUUACGAUACUUCUAUCGUA